Mytilus californianus (California mussel) is the source of this 745-nucleotide messenger RNA. RefSeq lists its product as uncharacterized. Lineage: Eukaryota; Metazoa; Mollusca; Bivalvia; Mytilida; Mytilidae. The coding region runs from base 14 to 616 and encodes 200 amino acids. The record is from RefSeq and is a predicted model, not a curated record. The transcript has 6 exons.
ACUUACUCAAAAUAUGCCAAACCAUAACGUGUUUAUCAUUGUAUCAGCAAUAGUAGUUGCAGUACAAAGUAGCAGCGACAUUAAGACCUAUCGAAUCAACGCCAAGGUUCCGGGAGGAAGUAUCAAUGAAGACAUUGUUGUGGACUCAGAUAAACAUCUGACGACAGUUAAUGUUGGGAAUGUGUACCACCUUCAGUCUGACUGUCCGUCUACAAUUAAUCUUCAUGACUUUGAAAAGGGAAAACUUGCAAUGAAGAAUAUAGAUACUGGUAAAUGCCUUGUAAUGGAUACCAAGGAAAAUCUCAACGCAACAAUAGAUUUGCUUGAAAAAAUAACAAGAUUAAAAAUGACUCAGGAAAUUAAAGCAGAAAAACUGGUCGAUGUUUAUCCUACAACAUACGAUAGGUUGCUCGAAGAAGCUGGAGAGCAUAUUAUAGAGUUCUGUAAAGGAUACGAACUUCUCUAUGGAGAAAUUAUUGAUUAUCAAGAAGGAGUCAAGCGUCGAGAUAAAAGGAAAGCGAAAAAGAAGGGAGGAUGUUCCGGGUUCUGUUUAAUCUGUACGGUCAGACGAAAAGAGAAAGCAGUUGAUGCGACUGCACCUGGUGAUGGGGCCUGAUCGCUGGGAUGAGUGAAGAUGCAUUUUGUUAAUAUGAUUUUAUAGUUGUGCACACUAAAAUUUAGUUUUUUGAAUGACUAUGCAUCAAUUAUUUAAGAUAUUGCAUGUAUAAUAAUUAGGUUUGGACGA